Molecule: messenger RNA, 2232 nt
Organism: Ceratina calcarata
Lineage: Eukaryota; Metazoa; Arthropoda; Insecta; Hymenoptera; Apidae
Product: band 7 protein AGAP004871
Exons: 9
Coding region: 714-1541 (275 amino acids)
Cellular component (GO): plasma membrane
Source: RefSeq, a predicted model, not a curated record
UUUCUAAGGUACAUAAACUUUUGGCCAUAUAGUCUAUACAUCCUCAAAACACAGGAUCAGUGCGCUCGUUGCUCGAUAUAAACCUACCCGAUUUGCUGUUGACUAGCAUUAACCUUGUACAUCAAGAAUUCCAAUGGUCGUCUAUAAACGCGUGUAGAGUGUCGUUUCUAAGAAUAAAUCGAUAGAAAUAUCCCGAGCGUAAAUGCGGCCUUCGGUAUUCCGCGUAUGUAGGCUGAUAAUUGCAGGAAGCUAAUCGAGUACUACGUCUUGGCCGUUGAUCAAAAAACGAAAAGAACGAUCGGUAUUUUAUCAUCGAGCUGGGAAAGAUGAGAUUCGAUGACACGAACGACCGAACGUCCGAAGAGGGACCGAAGGGUCGCGGGGGGUGAACGACGGUUCGUUGUGAAAGGGUGGGUGCGCUUCGCGCAUGCCAGCGCGCGGUAUGAGGGAGAACGAAGGAGCAGUUAACGAGAAGAGAGGAGAGGAGAGAAGCAUCUGCACCUGAAAGAACGAGACUUCCACGGGUGGGUGCGGUGGUCGAACGUAGGCUCGCCGGGCAACUCCUAGUGAACCGUGAUCGUGUGACGCGAGUAAGCACAAUUUUGGUCGAUCCCUCUGAAAGUCAGGCUACACCACACCACCUCCUCCUCCUCCUCCUCCUCCUCUGUUUAUCCCGAGUUCAAAGACUUCGUGAACCCAAAGGAUUCGGAAUUAUGCCCGAUAUGACGGCGGCCGUGGAAGAAAACACCCAAGAGGCAUCUAACACUUGCAAAAAUGUUCUUGUGAUAUUGUCAUGGGUCAUCAUGAUUUUGACGAUGCCCUUUUCCCUGCUCGUUUGCUUCAAGGUCGUCCAAGAGUACGAGAGAGCGGUGAUUUUCCGUUUGGGACGACUUCUGUCUGGCGGGGCCAAGGGACCCGGUAUGUUUUUCAUUCUACCUUGCGUGGACAACUACGCCCGAGUCGAUCUACGAACGCGAACUUACGACGUACCGCCUCAAGAGGUAUUGACCAAAGACAGUGUGACGGUGUCCGUAGACGCAGUCGUGUAUUACCGUGUAAACAACGCAACGAUCUCGAUCACGAACGUCGAGAAUGCUCACCACAGUACAAAGCUGCUGGCUCAAACUACGCUGCGAAACACGAUGGGCACGAGACCGCUCCACGAGAUCCUCAGCGAACGCGAAACCAUCUCCGGGAACAUGCAGGUCGCUCUGGACGAAGCCACUGACGCGUGGGGGAUCAAAGUGGAACGCGUCGAGAUAAAGGACGUACGACUACCGGUUCAGUUGCAGAGAGCUAUGGCCGCGGAAGCCGAAGCUGCUCGCGAAGCCCGCGCCAAGGUGAUCGCAGCGGAGGGCGAGCAAAAAGCUAGUCGCGCACUAAGAGAAGCUUCGGAAGUGAUCGGCGACUCACCCGCCGCGUUACAACUUCGCUACUUACAAACGUUGAACACUAUCUCAUCAGAGAAGAAUUCGACGAUCGUAUUCCCUCUGCCUAUCGAUAUGCUGACGUAUUUCAUGAAAGCGUCCGCGAAAGACUAAUAUUUUUCACCCUGUCCUACCUACUUGCUAAAGCACAAAUUAACAUCACUUCCAUCUGAAUCAUCGUCCGCGUCGUGUCAUGCCGGAUAAAGGGUUAAACGUCCCUUCCACCGCGUAAAGAAAUACUGUAUACAUAUGUGUACACGUUACGUUUACGCUACUGUAACGUUGCAAAAUGUUGAGCGCAGCAGCAGCAGCAGCAGCAGCAUGGGACGUUCUUUCUUUCUUCUUUUCUUUCGAUCACGUACGAUACAUUGAACAAAGGCGAUCUCGCGCCGUUCAUCGCACCGGACAAAAUGUUUUGCACUACUUCACCACUAUGCAGUAUACUGUGUAUCGCGUAUAUCUGUUUUGUACUUUUGACAGUUUUAUUCACAAGUUCGUAACUUAUGUGAUCAUUCGAUUGAACAAUUUAUUAUGAUAACGAUGAUAACGAUGAUGUCGGGCACAAGAAAAUAUAAUAGUCGAUUCGUGGUUUUGACGUGUGUUGCGAACGAUUACUGUUACGCGUGGCGAUGAAAAGAGCGGUUCAAACUCGAGACUAAAGCUAUACUGUAUUAUUGCACACGAGUAUUUGUGAUGUGACGACUACUGUGAAUUUACGUGUUUGGUUUCGUGAAAAUUUGCUUAACUAUCGAUAUUAACGCGUCGAUCAUUUUAAACGUGCGUGAAUAAAAGUUGAGAAAUUGUA